Aspergillus nidulans FGSC A4 is the source of this 1685-nucleotide messenger RNA. Its product is annotated as putative serine/threonine-protein phosphatase. The transcript is spliced from 3 exons. The coding region runs from base 105 to 884 and encodes 259 amino acids. Lineage: Eukaryota; Fungi; Ascomycota; Eurotiomycetes; Eurotiales; Aspergillaceae. Gene Ontology annotation, molecular function: hydrolase activity. The record is from RefSeq and is a predicted model, not a curated record.
ACUCUCGUAUUUUCCCGUCCCACGGGAAUAUAUCCACAUUACCCAAAAGAAAUUGUCGAAUCGACCCAAGGUAUCGCCAAAGUUUGCCUACAUACUCCAGUCAAAUGGCAGACCGCGACCGCUCGCGCGACCGCGAGGCCCUCGACAUUUCCGACGACAUCUCUGAAGACGGUCUAUACCCCCCUCAUCCAUCAUCAUCAUCACCGCCAACGCGUCUCAGCCGGUUCGCGCGGCCGUUAAUCGACUACGUCCGUAACGAGUGGCAAUCAAAUUCUGGUGCAAAAUACAGCCAUUUAGGGAGCGCCUCGUCGAAUUCCGUCUCGGACCGAACCGACGCUCCGAGAUGGGUACAAAUCGUGCUGUCGAUCGUUGCUGCGCCGCGUUUUCGACGAUACGUGCUCGUUUACCUUGCUCUGUUGGGGGCUUGCAUAUUGGGGUGGCAGUUCUUCCUGUUUCCGCGGUUAAAGGAGAACUCGGCGAUAUUGACGGCGCUAGAUCCGAAGGAGAAGUCAAAAGUUGGAGGUUGGUUCGGCGCGAAUGCGGUGCCGCAGUUGGAAGACAUGAUUCAACUUAAGACAUUAGAUCCGGCACUGCUGCCGGCCAGGGAGGCGAAGGAGGAUGAUAGUAAGCAUAGCUCAAGGAGAUUAGUUAUUGUUGGGGAUGUGCACGGGUGCAAGGAGGAGUUGGAAAAACUCCUCGACAAAGUCUCCUUCCAGGAAGAACGCGACCACCUAAUCUUCACCGGCGAUCUCAUUGAAAAGGGGCCUGACAGCCUAGGCGUCGUGGACCUCGCCCGACACUACAACGCCUCCUGUGUCCGCGGCAACCACGACAGACCGCCUCCUUGUCCUCCGUCACGACAUGCUCGAGUCCAAUAUCACUGACGACUCAUGGGACAUCGCUCAUCCAGAGUCCGCCAAGUCCCGCGAACUAGCACGUCAGUUGUCCGCCGAGCAAGCAGAAUGGCUUGACGCAUGCCCCGUCAUCCUGAAUGUCGGUCAGAUCACGAAUAUGGGACAGGUUGUCGUCGCCCACGCCGGGCUUAUCCCAGGCGUCGAUCUCGACAGGCAGGAUCCCUACAGCGUUAUGAAUAUGAAGACUGUCGAUUUGCCAACACACGUGCCAAGCUCAUCACUAGAGAAGGGCGUGAAGUGGACGAAGCUCUUCAACAAACAUCAAACCCUCUCCCUCGAGUCCAAAAAUGGUGUCAUGACAGUCAUUUAUGGACAUGAUUCCAAGUCGGGCUUGUCAUUAAAGGAGUACACUAAGGGGUUGGACACUGGCUGCGUCAAGGGCGGGAAGUUGACUGCUAUGGUUAUCUCCGAUGGCGGGAAGCAGGAGAUCGUGCAGGUCAAAUGCUCGACUGAUUACGCCAAGGAUGAAGAGAAAGAAAAGGAUGACAAGAAGCGGAAAGCGAAGGGAAAGUAGCGCCUGAAUUAUCAGCACUGAAGUCAUUUAUAUUCAUCUACCUAAUGUUGGCAUUUUGGGUCUGGUCGUCUGGCAUGACAUGGCACAUAAUUAUUCUCUCUUUUUCACAUAUUUUGGAAGAACAUCGUUGUUUCAUAAUGUAUUGGCAUGCACAUGGUGGGUUUCAUUUCGGGCCGACGAGUCGGCGAGAGAUUUCUAGUUUGGUCAGUUCUGGAUGCAACUGGUUAGUGCUAUAUAGAAUUUAGUUGGGCUCUGGG